Molecule: messenger RNA, 2196 nt
Organism: Neltuma alba
Lineage: Eukaryota; Viridiplantae; Streptophyta; Magnoliopsida; Fabales; Fabaceae
Product: exopolyphosphatase PRUNE1-like
Exons: 13
Coding region: 281-1873 (530 amino acids)
Cellular component (GO): cytoplasm
Molecular function (GO): exopolyphosphatase activity
Source: RefSeq, a predicted model, not a curated record
GAGAACACUGAGAGCACAGUGGAAGCAAGAUGGUUGUGCCGUUCGCUCCAUACUCCAUUUCCAUUGCACUUGUACGUAUAUGCGGUUGCAUUUCGAUAGAACUCAAUCGGACAAGAACAAGUGACGAAUUGAUAAUGAGUUUCAGCUCUUCGGAGCCUCCAACAAUUCCCGAUUUGUCUUCUUCUUUCCCUUCCUUUCUCGAGAUACUCUGCCGUCCUCCUCGAGGCUUCAAAACUCCCACUAAUUUCAUUGUUUUCUUCUCUCAGUUUUCAUCUCCAACAUGAGCAAUUUCGAUGCAUUUGCACAGAAUCAACAGCAUGCAUAUAUUCGUUCUAGAGAUAAUCCAUUCUUUGAUGGCCUUGUAAGACCGACACUGGCAAAAGCUGAUGACCAGGGUCCCUUGGAGUCUCAAGGAAUAUCAAUCAGCAGGAAUGUUUUCAGAUCUUUGUCAGAUAUACCUGAAGAGGUCAUGGACUUGCCACUGGAAAAUUUAGCUGUCUCGGGAUUCAGUUCUAGAUCUGUUAAACGCUCUUCUUCUGAGAGCCUAGAUAUUCAGUCUGCAGUGAAGGAAUUAUAUUCAAAAUAUCUUGGUGAUGAUUGUAGCCCUAGGAAUCCUGAGAAGACAUACGUUGUCUCCGAAACAAAAGAAAAUCUGUCAGGCAUCUCAUUUCCAGUAUCUGCUGGCCUUUAUUAUAAUGGGCUUUCACCAAAACUGGAAAUUGUUGAAUCAUGUGAAAGCCUUAUCAAGCUAAAUGCAUAUUUGAGAGAAAGAAAAGAUGAUGUGAAUGCUGGUGUCCCUGGGAGAUUCUUACAUGCUGUUAUGGGUAUAGAUAAUGCUGAUGUUGGAGUUGCUGCUUCUACCAUCAUGUAUGCCUUCUACCUAAAUGAAACUUUGAGAAGUGCUCAAUUCUGCACGGUGCCAGUCAUUAACAUUAAGCGGGCAAAUCUUGGUUCCCAUGCAGAACUCAAGUGGUUGCUUGAUUCAUGUCAAAUUGAUCAGUCAUCCUUAAUUUUUGCAGAUGAGAUUGAUCUGUCAUAUUAUGAUCUAUUUGGAAGUCUUAAGAUCGUACUGGUGAAGAGCAGCAAAAUUGCCCAUAGGCAAGAGAAGUUAAAGCAUGCAGUGGUUGAAAUCUUUCACUGCAUAAAGGGUGACACUGUAUAUCCUUGGGUUAAAACUGUCACCAGAGGAGAGGAAUGCUCAUGCUGUACUGCCAUAGCUGAGAAGUUUGCCAUGUAUUCGCCUGAAAUGCUGGCCUGCAGAUCGUUCAGUAGACUUUUGUUAGCUGGAAUCCUUCUGGAUACUGAUAAUCUGAAAGACCCUCGUUGCACCUCCAAAGAUAAGUACAUGACUUCCCUAUUGCUCAAUGGCGCUGGCCGAUUUGGAUGCAAUGGUCUCUACCAAUUAUUGAAAUACAAGAUGCAUGAUGUCUCUACUCUACAACUAGCCGAUAUCUUGCGAAAAGACUUUAAGAAGUGGACAGAACUAGAAAGUUCUGAUGGAAGAUCACCGUCGGAAAUUGGCAUGAGUUGUAUUGGAGUUUCAAUUGGACAGCUUCUCUCCCAUCCUGAACAUCUAGUGCAAGAAAUACAAUACUUCCUAUUAUCAGAGAAACUCAAAGCCCUUAUCAUUGUUUCUGGAUACUACAAUGAGGAGAAGAACUUCAAGAGAGAAAUAUUAGUUUCUGCUGAAUCUGUGAAGCUACUAGAGAGCAUGAUCUUCUUCUUCGAUUUCAAUGCAUCCCGGCUGCCACUUAAAAGUUUAAAUAUACCAGGUCUGAACAAAGAAAUGAAGGCUUUUGAGAUUGACAAGAUUACACCAAGGAAAACGGUAGAACAUCUGAUAGAAGAGUUUGUUGGGAUAAGAAAAGCCUGAGGCAGGUUUCCGAACUAGAAAUUUGAGUAAAUUUGGUGACAAUAAACUUAUUUGAAGACAGGAAAAUAGAGACAAAUGGGUCCAUGAAUAGUAAGAAAAGAUCAUAGCAACCAACUUUCACUUCAAAUGAUCACACUUGCUGGUUUAGCAUCUGUGAUGAUAUUUCAAAGUCAGUACUGUAUUUUGUAACAGAAGCCCAAGUUUGAUAUUCACUGAUAAACUUAAAGAGAGUUUCUUGAAUUUCCAAGGUGUUUGUUACAAUCGAAGUUUAUUCAUUUAUAAACAAGAAUAAUAACAUCAUAUCUUUCACGAUAGUUUGGACA